GAAAUUAGGACGCUUAUCGUAAGACAUUUACAGCACUGUGCUCCAGCAAACCGAGCUCGUUCUUCAUCAUAAACUGUUGUCAGGGAAACGUCUGCCCGCGCUGGAGCUGCGACCUCAUUUUGCUUUCAAACCUUGCCCAGGACCUGUUUGUAUGCGGACCCGCGUUCGCGCGGGCUCCGCUAUGAGCCUUCAGCUCCAAGAGGGCAAGUAGUGGGAGGCUCGGCCAGCCAGCACGAGGAGCUGUGACUGGCCGGCCUCCCAGAAACGUAUUACAUAACACAAGCAGGAGCUAUGGGCGUGAGCGACGUAGCUGGCGGCGUCUUGGCGUCGUCGCUGGUGGCCCCGGCGCCGGUCGACCAGUCGACCUUGGAGUCGGCACCGGGCAGCCCGCACAGCCCCGCGGCAGCAGUGCAUGCCGAACCAGAUACCAGCCACCAUCACCUCUUCAUCAACCGCAUCCCUCCGCGCCUGCCGAAGGAGGAGGUGGAAAGCCUCAUCACCACGCAGCUAAAAAUGCAUCCGCACCUCGUCAUUCAGGUUUCAAAAUGCAGCGUCAUCCCUCAAAAUAGCCUGAAGAAUAAGGGCUAUGGCUUUAUCACUCUGGACGGGUUCCCAUCACCUGGCGACCUCGACGCCAUCGCAAACUCCUUGAACAACAAACUUCAGGUGGGCUGUCGCACUCUGGGCGUGCGCGUGUGCACGGACUGCCACAGCGCGCUGCUGCACGAGGGCGACGCGGACGCGGACGACCCCAGCGGCGGCUCCUCAGCCUCCCCCGGGGCCACCUCGCCGCCCAGCGAGCCAGCCGCAGCCGCAGCCGCAGCCGGCCGCACCGGUGCCGGACCGGCGGACCUGGCACCGCCUCACUCGGGCGGCAAGGUCCGGGCGCACGGGGCGCAUGGGGAGGGCGCGCUGGAUGGCGGCGUGGCAGGCAAGAAGGCCGCGGCGGAGCUGCUGCACGACGCAGUGGCCGAGCUGGAGAAGCAGCAGCAGGGGCAGCAGCCGCAGCCCCAGUCGCGCCGCCGGAAACAGAGCAAGCACCAGCAGCAGGCGGCGCUGCAGGCGGCGCAGUCGACGGAGCUGGGGUCGCAUCAGGCCGCGGGUCCCGCCAGCGGAGCCGGUGGUCGUGGUGCGGCGCGCAUGACGGCGGCGGUGAAGGAGGGUGCCCAUGCGGCGGCGGCGGCGGCGGCGGCUGGGUCCGCGGGGGCUGACUCUCGUGCGGAGUCGGACCAGACGGCGGCGGCGGCGGCAGUGCAUGGCGACGCAGCGGUGGCGCCGGUGGGAUCGCUCAAGCUCAAGGACGCCAAGUCCGCUCCCGCGGAGCUGGUCGUCCGUGUGGUCUGCAGCGAUGCCGGGGACUGUGACGGUGGAGGCGGAGGCGCUGCGGUGUCUGCACGCGCGGCUUCUGCGGCGUCCGACGUGGAAGUCGCGCUCGCAGAGGACGUGUGCGCGUCUGGCGGAGGCGGAGGCGGUGCGCCCGCUGACACUGCCAGCAGCGCCAGCGCCAGCGCCACUGCGUCCUCCGCCGCCUCGGCCUGCUCCUCCUGCGAGUCGGUGCUGGUGGAGGCGGCGCUGGGGGAGCUGGCCGAUGUGGGUCGGGGCGAGGGCGAAGGCGAGGGUGUGGGCGAGGCGGAGGCGGCGGGCGAGGACGAGCAUGCGGUGGCCUGCUGCGCCCCGCCUCCGCCGCCGCCGCCCCCGCCGCCUCCUGGGCUAGCGCCCGGCGCAGGCAGGCACGUGCAGGCAGCCAGUGGCGGGCCGAUGGGGAUGCAGCGGGCGGCGACGGCUUCGGCGGGCGGCCGGCAGGCGGGGUCACACGGUGUGCAGGCACCGCCCCCGCCGCCGCCAGCCUCUCAAGGGCGACUAGCACAGCAGCCGCCACCGCCACCACCGCCGCCGCCGCCGCCGCCUCUGGGAUCACAGUCACAGCAGGGCGGGGGCGGGGGCGGGGGCGCGCCUCUGAGCCGCAACUCCCGCGGCGGUCCAUCGGCAAGCGCAGUGGGCGCGGCGGCACAUGGGCCAGCGGCUGGCAGUGCUCAGCAGCAGCUGGGUGCUGCCGGUGGCCCGCUGGGGCAGGGGCACGGGCAGGGGCAGGGGCACGGCGGCCGCGGCCACCCGGCUCAUCACCAGCCCCCGCCGCCGCCGCCUCCCCCAGCACAGGGGCAGCACGAGGGAGCGCAGGGCGCCCGCUCCGGCGGCCCCCGGCAGCAAGCACAGCAGCACGUCGGGCAGAUGGGCCUGCACGGCCCCAGCCCGCACAGUGUGUCGGCGCCCCCGUCCAUGCGGCACCCACACCCGCACCCGCACUCCGCGUCCGCGGGCGGUGCUGCCAGCCCCCUGCCUCCGCACGGCUCCGGGAACGGAUAUGCCAACGGCGGCGCCUCUCACGUGCACCACCCGCAGGCCGGUCAUGGUGCCGCCAGCAGUGCAGCCUCCGGCAACGGCCUCCGGCGCCACCACCAGAGCGCCGCCGGCACUGCCAGUGCACUGGACUCAGCCCUGUCCAAGUACGCCUACGGCGCGGGCAGUGGCGAGGGCAGCGGCUACGCCUCGCCGCGCCCGCACCACCACCAGCAGCAACAACAGCAGCAGCAGGCGCCGCCGCCGCCGCCGCCUGCGGAUCGCAGCCACACGGGCCAGCCUCAGCACGGGCAUGUGCACAACAACUACCACAUCUCGCACAACGGCCAGCAGCAGCAGGCGCACGCGAAUGGGCGCGCGGCGGGCUUUGGCGGCGCCGGCUCCGGCUCUGUCGCGGCCGCGGCCUCCGCCUAUCCCCAGUCGCACCCGCUCCAUCAGCAGCAACAGCAGCGGGCUCAGGCCCAGGCCCAGCAGCAACAGCAGCAGCUGCUGCAGUCGCUGCUGCACUCGCAGGUGGCCGCAGCGGCCGCGGCGCCGCCUCCGCCCCCGGCCGCUGCGGCAUCGGCGUGUGCGCUGCCGCUGCCCAUGCACAGCCCUCAGCAGCUGCUGCAGCAGCUCAUUGGCAGUGCGGUACCAGGCGCCCUGGCAGAUGCGGCCUGCUCGGACAGCCCCAUCGCGCACAUGGUCAUGGCGGCAGCAGCGGCAGCAGCGGCAGCGCAGUCGGGCGCGCCGCCACCGGGCCUGGCGCCCAGUGCAGCCACUGCCGCCGCCCAGGGCUCCUGGCGGCCGAGCGGCGGCGGCGCGGCGGGCCUUGCGAUGGCGGCUGAGGUGGAGGCAGCACUGGAGGCGGAGGCGCAGCGGCGCAGCGCCUCCCGCCUGGGCGCCGCCCGCGCCGCGGAGCAGCACCUCCACCUCCAGCAACAGCACCAGCACUUCCCGCAGCACCAGCAUUUCCCCAGCCAGCAACAGUUCACGCAGCCUGACCAGCAGCAGCAUCAGCAACACCAGCAGCACCAGCUAGGCCCUGUGGCGCUGUCGGCGGGCGGCGCUGCGCCGCUGGCGCCCGCCGCAGCCUCGGCCUCCGAGCCGCGGCCGCCGCCGGCUGGUGCGCUGCUGCGGCUGGGCCGGGGCAGCUCCGACGGCGGCAUGGGGCCACUGGGGCCGCUGGACUUUGACCCGCUGGUGUCCGCCAGCCGCGGAGGCGGAGGUGGCGAUGUGGAUCUGGACAGCGGCGAGCUGGAUCCACUGGAUUUCGAGCCCAUGAUCCUGCAGCUGCUGGAGAAUGACGACGAGGACGAUGCCGCCGCCGGCACCGGCACAGGCGGAUUCGGCGGCCUGGCCAGCAGCUUCGCCGGCGGCGGCCUGGGCACGCUGGGCGGCGGCGGCUUUGGCGGCCUGGCCGGCGGCAAGGGCGGCGGCGGCCAUCUGGGCCUCAGCCUGAGCUUCGGGCACAGCCUGGGCGGCGCGGGCACUGUGGUUCCGCCGCCGGCAGGUGGCUUCGGGCCCAUCGGCAGCACCGGCGGCGCGGCGGGCCCGGGUGCUGGCGGAGGUGGAGCUGACGGCAGCGGCGGCGGCGGCAUCAGUGGUCCUGGCUUCAGCCAGAGCCUGGGCCGGCAGAGCCACAUGCACAACAUGCACAUGCACGCGCUGUUGUUUGCGCAGGGGCAGGGGCAGCUGGGCGGUGGGCUGGGGGGCGGCGAGUAUGGUGUCGCCGCCCCCCCCGGGCCCGCUGGGUCCCAGGGCCUGUCGCACAGCCUGCAGGCGCCCAGCUACGCCGCCGCCCACCUGCACCAGCACCUGCCGCUGCACCAGCACCAGCGGCAGCAGCUGCUGCAGCAGCAGGGCGAUGGCGCUGGCGGCGGCCGCUUCAGCCUGGGCGAGCGGCCCGCGCCCUCGCCUCCCUUCCAGCCGCACAGCUUCGACCCCCACCUGCACGCCCACUCGCAAUUCCGCCGCAACCUGCUGCCCUCGGCGGCGGCGGCCGGCGGCGCGGGCCCGCAGCAGGCGCCUGCCCUGCCACUGCAGCACCAGCACCAGUCCCAGUACCGCGGCGUGGGCGGCGCGCUGUCGUUCGGUGGCGGCGUGCAGCCUGACUCCGCCUCCACUGGCGGAGCCGGUGGCGGCUGGUCGGCGACUGGAGUGGGCGGCCCGAGUGAGCUGCUGCUCAGCGGCUAUGCCGGCCUCGGGGUCAGUGGCGGCGGCAUCGGCGGCGGCGGCGGCGGGCUGUCCUCUCAGCAGCUCGCGGCCUCGGCGCCCGGGGCCGGGGCCGGCUUCAUGCCUCAGCCACCGCACGCGGCAACUGCGGGCGCCUGUGCGGGUGCGGGCGCCUGUGCGGGUGCGGGUGCGGGCGGCAGGGCUACGUCCACGUCGGCAGCUGGACCAGGCGGUGGCGGUGGCGGUGACUGGUCUCGCGCGCCCCAGCAGGCGAGCGGCUUGGGUAACGGAGCGCCGUCAGGUGGCGGGGCCAGCGGCGGCAGUGGGUCUCGCGGUGGCCAUGGCGGCGGCAGUCGCGGGACGGGUGGCGGCUUUCGGCGGGGCGGUGGCGGCGGCGGCGGUGGCGGGCUUGCGCGCGGCUCGGUGCCCCUGCAUGGCGGCUUCUGGUAGACGACCUGGGGCGGCGGCGGGGCACCGGUCGCACGUUGAACAACACCUGGAAUAAGCAGUACUGUGUCCUCAUCAAGCUGAACAGACACAUGAUGAAAACGUCUCACGUCCAUACAUGAGGCGCACUUUUGUGCAUGCGCCCUGAGAAUUGAAAUGGCGGACCUGGCGGCAGGUAGCAGCGGCUCAUUGGUGUGUGCUGGAGUGGAAGCUGGUGUGCCGGCAGGUGGGUGUGCUGCGGUUUCCUGUGCUGCAGCCACCUCUGCCGCCGGGGCUGGGCUUGCGGCUCUGCUGCUGUGGACCGGAUCGCGGGUGUUGAAAGGUGCUCUUGUGCAGAAUGCUGGUAAUGGUAUUUGGACACUAUCUACGGACCACGGGAGCGAGCGAUGCAGUGAUGAUGUCGGUGGCAUGUGUGUAUCCGGCUAGCUGAGUCUUGGCGGUGGCUGGCUUGUGCUUGAUGUGCAGCGGGGCUGUGGGGUGAUGACCACGGCUGCAUGGAGGGGGGGGAGGGCGCGCUGCAGUGUUGCCUCUGGAAGGGAAAGGGAGCGGCGGCCCGGCAUCCCGGCGCGGGAGGAGGAACGCGCGCGAGUGCGGGCAGAGACACGCGGCAGGAGUAGAGGCGAGGUAGGAGGCAUGGACACCAGUUGGCGGCUGCGGUGGCGUCACGCGGGUAUGGGGGGGCUUGGCUUUGUCGUGGCCGGUCCCCUCAACACCACUGGAUGCUUGCUCUGUGGUGCUGGUGGGUGGUGUUGGUGAUUUGGAGCAGGGGUUAGCGGUAGUGGUUGACACAGAUACGCCGCGCAUAGGCAGUAGGGGCGCUGUCUGUCGGUACAUUGUUCAAUCUCUUUGCUGUUGGUUUGUAGAAGCGGCAAAACUACAGUCGGUAAUUGUUGUUGACAGUGGUAGGCUGAUAAAUGUUCACCUCAGAAUGAGGCCGAUGGCUCCAGUCGAUCAUUUGCGUCGACGGUACUAGCUAAGAGAGUCAGAGGCAGCCCUCUCAAUCCUCCCAGAUGGUGCGUGAUGGGUAUUUGGUCGGUCGGUUCGCAUGCCGGUACUACAGCUAUGUGUGUGGGGUGCGCAAACAAGCUAUUCUUUGAGUGUGCGGCGCGGCUCGGACCCACGUAGAAUGCUGCGCCGGGGAUGGACUCGGGGUUGCGCUGCCGUGCUCGUGUGCGCGGUCGCAACAGUCGCCAGGGCGCCGAGGUCUGUCGUGCCCGGUCCCUGGCGACGGGAGCGGAGGGGGCUGGUGCUGAGUGGUGUGUGUGCCGGGGCGUGGGGGCGGUCGCGUGGACGCGGUUGUUUCCGCCUGGGUUUGGUGUGCCCGGCGGGGCACUGCGGCGCGGCGGCUGGCAGCACGGGUCCGGCGCAAUGGUGCCCGGGUGCCCCACACGAGUGCGUCAGAGGGUGCUGGUGGGUGCCGGGGCCAAACGGGGCGUGUUGGGCUGCCUGGCGAUGGCGGCGUAGCGGACCUACUAGGAUGGAAAAGCAUUUAGACGUCACGACAGAAGACGUGCGUAUGAGAGACCAAAAGCGGUAAGGCGCUUGCAAGGCUUCCCGGAAAUAUGCGCGGGUAUCUAGGAGAGGUUAGUGUAGGCAGCAUGGAGCAGUUGGGUCGCAGGAGAGUGUGUGCGGGCUUGCGGGGCUGGCUGCAACAGGAGGCGCAUCCGUGUUCAGGCGUCGCCAGGCGGGCAGGUAUGGCCCGGAGUCCCGAGUCCAGGCGCAGCGGCACCGGGAGGGCUGGUGGCACGACGCCGUCACGAGCCAUGAGCUGGUGUGGGCGGCGGCGUCGUAACGACGGGCUGUCACGUGCGGCAGUGGAGCGACGCACGCAUGUAAACAUCGAGGCCA
This is a messenger RNA of Chlamydomonas reinhardtii, 6807 nucleotides long. RefSeq lists its product as uncharacterized. Bases 292 to 4962 code for a protein of 1556 amino acids. Lineage: Eukaryota; Viridiplantae; Chlorophyta; Chlorophyceae; Chlamydomonadales; Chlamydomonadaceae. The record is from RefSeq and is a predicted model, not a curated record. The transcript has 3 exons.